CUGAGAUUGCGCCACUGCACUCCAGCCUGGGAGACAGAGUGAGACUCUGUCUCAAUAAAUUAAAAUAAAGAAAGAAAGUCAGGAGGUUACUUUGAGCCCCAAGUGGGAACAAGGAUUCCACAGGAGCCUCUACACUGGGGUGACCUUGCACCAGGGAGAGGACAAAGGCACAGGCUCCUCCUCUCAGCAUGAAGCAAAGGCAUUUGCAGCAGGGUGGGGACAGGAGGGAAGUCAGUCAGGAAUGAGGACAGGGAGAGAGAGGGAGUGAGCACAGUCAGCAGCCCCUCCCCCCUCCCUGGCUCCCAGGGGCACCAGGGCCCCUGAGGUGUUUUCUGCCAGCUGGUGUUUGCCUUGGUGGAAAUGAAAAGCACCCAAAAGAUGAGGGCAGGGUGCAAAGGGGAGGGAGCAGGUGGAGAGAGGGAAGCCCAGGACUGGGUAUCAGGUUGGAGGGUCCAAUAGACACUGGGAAGGGGUCGGGGUGAGAGUGUCUAUCAGGACGCAGAGCAGAAAGGAGACACUGCGUGGCACUCACCCUCCACAGAGCGGGAAGGUUGAUGAAAGGCGUGUUGACCGAGGCCUGCAAUCCAAGGACAAGAAGUGACUGGAGCAGUGCCUCCACCUGAGCCCAAGGUUGAAAUAGAGCCCCAGCCCACACCAGUCAGGGAUGAAAUAAAGCCACCGCCGCCACAUCACCAUGUGCCCCGGGAGCUGACUGUGGGCAUCAACGGAUUUGGACGCAUCGGUCGCCUGGUCCUGCGCGCCUGCAUGGAGAAGGGUGUUAAGGUGGUGGCUGUGAAUGAUCCAUUCAUUGACCCAGAAUACAUGGUGUACAUGUUUAAGUAUGACUCCACCCACGGCCGAUACAAGGGAAGUGUGGAAUUCAGGAAUGGACAGCUGGUCGUGGACAACCAUGAGAUCUCUGUCUACCAGUGCAAGGAGCCCAAACAGAUCCCCUGGAGGGAUGUCGGGAGCCCCUACGUGGUGGAGUCCACAGGCGUGUACCUCUCCAUAGAGGCAGCUUCGGACCACAUCUCAGCAGGUGCUCAACGUGUGGUCAUCUCCGCGCCCUCGCCGGACGCACCAACGUUCGUCAUGGGUGUGAAUGAAAACAACUAUAACCCUGGCUCCAUGAACAUUGUGAGCAACGCGUCCUGCACCACCAACUGCUUGGCCCCCCUUGCCAAGGUCAUCCACGAGCGAUUUGGGAUUGUGGAAGGGUUGAUGACCACAGUCCAUUCCUACACGGCCACCCAGAAGACAGUGGAUGGGCCAUCAAGGAAGGCCUGGAGAGAUGGGCGGGGUGCCCACCAGAACAUCAUCCCAGCCUCCACUGGGGCUGCGAAAGCCGUGACCAAAGUCAUCCCAGAGCUCAAAGGGAAGCUGACAGGGAUGGCAUUCCGGGUACCAACCCCAGAUGUGUCUGUUGUGGACCUGACCUGCCGUCUCGCCCAGCCUGCUCCCUACUCAGCCAUCAAGGAGGCUAUAAAAGCAGCAGCCACGGGGCCCAUGGCUGGCAUCCUUGCCUACACUGAGGAUGAGGUCGUCUCUACGGACUUCGUCGGUGAUAGCCACUCGUCCAUCUUCGAUGCUAAGGCCGGCAUUGCGCUCAAUGACAAUUUCGUGAAGCUCAUUUCAUGGUACGACAACGAAUAUGGCUACAGUCACCGGGUGGUCGACCUCCUCCGCUACAUGUUCUGCCGAGACAAGUGAAACGGAAAGGUCCCUCCUUUCCUUCCCAGGGGCCAGGGACGGAACAUGUGCCUCCCGUUCCUGCAUCUGGCUGCCCGGGGGAGGAAGGGCACCCGGGGCGGACGCCCCACGCCGCUGGGUCCAUGGUGAAAUAAAAAACAGUGCUCA
Molecule: messenger RNA, 1857 nt
Organism: Rhinopithecus roxellana (golden snub-nosed monkey)
Lineage: Eukaryota; Metazoa; Chordata; Mammalia; Primates; Cercopithecidae
Gene: GAPDHS
Product: glyceraldehyde-3-phosphate dehydrogenase, spermatogenic
Exons: 11
Coding region: 766-1710 (314 amino acids)
Biological process (GO): glucose metabolic process
Molecular function (GO): NADP binding; NAD binding; oxidoreductase activity, acting on the aldehyde or oxo group of donors, NAD or NADP as acceptor
Source: RefSeq, a predicted model, not a curated record